Pundamilia nyererei is the source of this 2165-nucleotide messenger RNA. RefSeq names its product C-C chemokine receptor type 6-like. The transcript is spliced from 2 exons. The record is from RefSeq and is a predicted model, not a curated record. Gene Ontology annotation, biological process: positive regulation of cytosolic calcium ion concentration; calcium-mediated signaling; G protein-coupled receptor signaling pathway. The coding region runs from base 677 to 1801 and encodes 374 amino acids. Gene Ontology annotation, cellular component: external side of plasma membrane; membrane. Gene Ontology annotation, molecular function: C-C chemokine binding; C-C chemokine receptor activity. Lineage: Eukaryota; Metazoa; Chordata; Actinopteri; Cichliformes; Cichlidae.
UAAGGAAAAGAAAAUUCAAAGGUUUUCUGAAUUUGAAAAGUGGACAUCUGUUCCACGUGGAGGUUCAACGAGCAGCAUCAGCUGGGCUCACAGGACCAGAGCAUUUUACAUUCAUGACAGUCUUCUGAUCUUUCCUGGAGGCAAAGAUGAACGAACAUAUAAAUAUGUGUAUGUAGGACAGCGUGCUGUGUUUAGAGACGCUCCAUUGGAGUCAUAGACGAGCAGCUCUGUCGAGUCUGAUGUGCAGGACUCCUGCGUCUGCACACGGUAAGGAUGUAAGGAUGUAAGGAUGCAUCCUCGGCGUGUGUGUUUUCACGAGCGGAGAUUCCUCAGAUCUGUGACGUCAGAGGCUUUCUGCGCCUGCUGACCAACCGAGGCCGUCGCACCACACGACCAUCGCUUCUUUCACGGAGUCGCUGCCUGACCUCACUCAUUAUGGGAUGUCCCGUUCAGAGGGAUCCCUGCCAAUUCCCAUCGUCUGCUGCGGGCGUUUCACGGCAAUCUGCACAACAAUCAGUUUGCUCUUCAGGCCGACGUCAGCGUCUCUGAAGUGUUGGCGUCCGUGACGUGACUGCAGAAGAAUCUGAGCCCCGUGGGAGAGUUUGCAGAGCUUCACUUCACGAGGAACUAAAGAGGCUUCAAAAGGUCUCCGGUGAUCUACUCUGCAGAGGAUUUGAUGUCCAACCAACCAUACACCACGGAGAUGUCCUACUAUGAAUAUGACUAUAAUGUCAGUGACUACCUAGAAUAUGAUAGUUUUUGUGUUUUUCACAACAACCCGAAUGUGGUGAAGGUCAUCGGCGCGUACAUCCACUCCAUCUUCUGCAUCCUGGGCCUCGUGGGGAACAGCAUGGUCAUUGUCACCUACGCCUUCUACAAGAGGAUCAAGUGCAUGACUGACAUCUACCUGAUCAACGUGGCCAUCGCCGACCUGCUGUUUGUGCUGGCGCUACCAUUCAUUGUCUACAACGAGCUGUGGUCGUGGCCGAUGGGGCAGGUGGCCUGCAAGCUGCUGCGCGGCUCCUACAGCGUGAACCUGUACAGCGGCAUGCUGCUGUUCGCCUGCAUCAGCACCGACCGCUACAUCGCCAUCGCCCAGGCUCGGCGCAGGCGCUGGCUGUCAUACAGGUCCAUCAUCUGCGCCAUCAUCUGGAUCUUCGCUAUACUCGUGUCCGUCCCCACCUUCUACUUCUAUCAGUGGUACGAGCCGUCACACAUGAAUCACAUCAUAUUCGACGAUGAUAACCAAACUGAUAUCCAGAGGACUCCUGCGUACGUCUGUGAGCUCAAUUUUGAAGGCCCAGCCAUGGCGGUGAGGGUGGACGUCCCCAUCACUCAGAUCAGCGUGGGUUUCUUCCUGCCACUCUUCAUCACGAUCUUCUGCUUCAGUGGCAUCAUCAUCACCCUGCUUAAGACCAAGAAUCUCCAGCACCACAGAGAGGUGUGGGAGAUGCUGGUGGUUGUGGCCGUGUUCAUCAUCUGCCACCUGCCCUACAACAUAGUGCUGCUGUACAACACGGUCACCAUGUUUCAGGAGUACUCGUGUGAUGAGGCGGACAUGCUGGAGAGGGCCCUGACAGCGUCGCAGACCAUUGCUUACUUGCACUGCUGCCUGAACCCGAUGCUGUACGCCUUGGUGGCGCUGAACUUCAGGAACCAGUUCAGGAGGAUCUUCAGGGACCUUUGGUGUCUCGGAAAGGCCCCACGCCGCUUCUCCAGAGUCACCUCCGACUUCUACAUGUCCUCCACUCUGCGCUCGAUGGACGGGUCCAGCAACAGUGGCGCUUCUUUCACUAUGUGAAAACAUCUGUGGGUUGAUCUCUGAAGAUCCAGGUCUCUAACACCGAACGCGAUUCACGUCUGUCGCACCGACGAGGUUCCUCAAGAUAAAGAGAUCUAACGCCGAGCGGCACCUCUUAUUCUGAUUCAUUAUUUUGAUCGUGAAAUAUCCAAACUCCUGCAUUUUCUUUCUUUUGUCAUUAUUUUGUGAAUGUUUUGUCACCUGAAACGGCGGCUGAACGUGCAGAACCACGAAAACACGUCUGAUUUGAACUCGUCUGAUCUCUCCUUCAUGGAGGCCUCCUCGUGCACCUUCGACCUUUUUCAGCACUGCUGCUGUCUUAAGGACGCCCUGGCGCCGUGCGCAGCUCUGCUGACGCUGUGAC